UUAAUCAUUUUUUAUAUAAUUUACCGUCGAAUCUCACGUAUUCGACGAGUUGCAUUGUUAUUAUCGAUGGCAAAACGCCAUCUCCCAUAAUUCCGCGCUGCCUCUUGUUGUCCCCUCUGCUACUACUUCCUGCUGCCUUGCGCAAGCUCACAUCGGAGUAGAAUGCGGAUUUCGAAGCUAAUACGAAUAGCUAGCCCCUAAGCUAAAAACAAGCUUUUUGUUGUCGGGCGUUAAACUGGGGGAAAAUGUCCAAAACACAGCCGCAGCCCCCGUCGGCUUCGGCGGUGACCACCACCGGGGGUCCCUCUUCUUCCUCCUCGUCCUCGCCCGCGGGGGGCUCGACAUCUCCCGCAACCGUGUUGAACGUACAGCCCGAGAAACCUCAACAUUACACAUAUCUGAAGGAGUUCAGGACAGAGCAGUGCCCCCUGUUCGUGCAGCAUAAAUGCACACAACACCGGCCUUUCUCCUGCUUCCACUGGCACUUCCUGAACCAGAGGCGCCGCAGGCCCAUCCGCAGACGGGACGGGACGUUCAACUACAGCCCAGAUGUUUACUGCACCAAAUAUGAUGAGGGAACAGGCACCUGUCCUGAUGGAGACGA
This is a messenger RNA of Paralichthys olivaceus (Japanese flounder), 604 nucleotides long. NCBI's taxonomy places the organism in Eukaryota, Metazoa, Chordata, Actinopteri, Pleuronectiformes, Paralichthyidae. The record is from RefSeq and is a predicted model, not a curated record.